Triticum aestivum (bread wheat) is the source of this 2112-nucleotide messenger RNA. RefSeq names its product receptor-like serine/threonine-protein kinase SD1-8. NCBI's taxonomy places the organism in Eukaryota, Viridiplantae, Streptophyta, Magnoliopsida, Poales, Poaceae. Gene Ontology annotation, cellular component: plasma membrane. The transcript has 10 exons. Gene Ontology annotation, molecular function: ATP binding; protein serine/threonine kinase activity. Gene Ontology annotation, biological process: protein phosphorylation; recognition of pollen. The record is from RefSeq and is a predicted model, not a curated record. The coding region runs from base 1 to 2112 and encodes 703 amino acids.
AUGUUGUGGCAGAGCUUCGACCACCCAACUGACACGUUCCUCCCCGGCAUGAAGAUCGGGCUCAGAUACAAAACGCGAACCGGGGAUCGCCUGGUGUCCUGGAAGGGCCCCAACGACCCCUCUCCAGGGCGUUUCUCCUACGGCGGUGACCCGGCUACGUUCCUCCAGAUAUUCAUCUGGGAUGGAGCACGACCUGUGUACCGCAACAUCCCAUGGACAGGGUUCCGGGUGAAGAGCGAACACAAGUACCAGCAGGCGGAUCCAAACGCUAGCGCCAUCAUCGCCUACAUGGCUGUCGUCAAUACCGACGAGGAGAUCUACGUGACCUACAGCCUCUCCCACGGUGCUGCACGUACCAGGUAUGUACUGACCUACUCCGGCGAGUACCGACUCGAGAGUUGGAGCAGCAGGUUGUUGAAGUGGACUGUCCUCGCCAAGUGGCCACCCACCGACUGCACCCGCUACGGCUACUGUGGCUCGUAUGGGUACUGCGACGCUACGGCGGCGCCCGUACCGACGUGUAAGUGCCUCGACGGCUUCGAGCCGACGAGCAGGGAGGAAUGGGACGGUGGCAGGUUCUCAAAGGGGUGCCGACGAACGGUGCCAUUACGCGGGUGCGGCGACGGCUUCAUCACCAUGCCAUUGAUGAAGUCGCCGGACAGGUUCACGUUUAUCAGCGGGAACGAGAGCACAUUGGAGGAGUGUGCAGCGGAGUGCGGCCGUAAUUGCUCCGGUGUGGCAUACGCGUUCGCCAACUUGGGCAGCGCUAGGUCAGGAGGAGACAUGACGAGGUGCUUGGUGUGGGCCGGGGAGUUGGUUGACGGUGGGAAGAUAGGUGAAGUGCCUGGUGGGAACACGCUCUACCUUCGCCUCGCAGGCCUGGAAGCACUACAUGGACCAGCUGGCGGACGGCAGACCAGAUCUCGUCGGCCGAGAAGGGCUGUGAUUGCAUUAGGAACAAGUGUUGUUAUUCUACUCACGUGCAUUUUCGUGGUAUGGUUAAAGUUCAAAGGCAAGAAAACAAAGCUGAGAAAGGACAACAACAAGAUAACAUUUGAUGAUAUGAGUACCUCUUAUGAACUUGAGGACGGAAACCCUCCCCAUGAUCAUGAAUUAGCAUUUGUGAGACUUGAGGAAAUAGCCCAAGCAACAGACAAUUUCUCCGAAACAUGUUUGAUUGGACAGGGAGGCUUUGGAAAAGUUUAUAAGGGAUUCUUAGGUGGUAAGGAAAUUGCUGUAAAAAGGCUAAGUAUGGAUUCUCAACAAGGAACGGAAGAAUUCAGGAAUGAAGUAAUUCUUAUUGCCAGACUACAACAUAGAAACUUGAUUCGACUUCUUGGAUAUUAUGGCGAGGGAGCUGAAAAGUUGCUGAUUCAUGAGUAUCUACCCAAUGGGAGCUUAGACGCUAACCUUUUUGAUGAUUCAAGGAAAAUGUUGUUGGAUUGGGAAACACGGUUUAGUAUAAUCAAAGGGGUCGCAAGAGGAUUGCUUUACCUCCACCAAGAUUCAAGAAUGACCAUAAUCCAUAGAGAUCUCAAAGCUGCAAAUGUUUUACUAUAUGCAGAAAUGAAACCCAAGAUAGCGGAUUUCGGUAUGGCAAGGAUCUUUUGCGAUAACCAGCAAAAUGCAAAUACCCAACAUGUUGUCGGAACAUAUGGCUACAUGGCUCCUGAGUAUGCAAUGGAAGGCAUCUUUUCUGCCAAGUCCGAUGUCUACAGCUUCGGCGUAUUACUACUAGAGGUUGUAACUGGUAUAAGGCGAAGCUUCAAUAUCCAUGUGUUGGUUUCAAGGAGUUUAUUGGACCAUUCAUGGAAUAUGUGGAAGGAAGGGAAGACAGAGGCACUGUCAGACUCAUCUAUCAUGGAUACUUGUUCACCUGAUGAAGUUUCGCUUUGCAUCCAUGUAGCCCUCUUGUGUGUACAAGAGAACCCAGAUGACGAUAGGCCAUUGAUGUCAUCCGUUGUGUUCGUUCUAGAGAACGGAAGCACCACACUUUCGAACCCAAACCAACCCACCAACUUUGUUGGACGCAAUAUUGAAAUGGAGCGCAUAAGAGAUGAUAUUCAGCACUCUAUGAACAGUUUUACUCUUACCGAGAUACAGGGACGGUGA